Messenger RNA from Bipolaris maydis ATCC 48331, 993 nucleotides. RefSeq lists its product as uncharacterized. The record is from RefSeq and is a predicted model, not a curated record. Lineage: Eukaryota; Fungi; Ascomycota; Dothideomycetes; Pleosporales; Pleosporaceae.
GAGAUAUCACAGAAAGUUUCAGUGGCAAACUCUCUUGAUCAUUCUCAUGACACCGCUGUGUCUACUGCCACUCAUACAAAGACGCACAACGUCACACCCACAGGAAAGCCGCGCGCACAUUUCAUGCUCGACAUGGCACAUCAUGAAUACAUCUUUCCCACGGGAGGAACUAUCAACGCGACCAUGGUAGAGAUCCUUGUUCUACUCCCUCAAUGGUUUCGCAAUCCCCAAAUCUUGAUGCGCUUCUUGAACAACGGCCUCACGUCCAACAUUCACAUGACGAUCCUGGAAGAGUACCGUCAACUCGAGCUCAAUACAAGCGAUGAGAUAGAGCGCGCUCGUGAUUACAUCGCCGACUCAUAUCGUAAGGCUAUGCGGAAAAUUAUGCCCGCCUGGUUAAGACGUAAUCACAAGGCGCCGGAAGAUUGGGAUGCGACCGUAAUGUCUAUCGAGAACAUCAUUCCCGAGGCAGCAAAGAAGGGUGGAUAUGUAGCACCAGCGUCUAUUCCAUUCAAGGAUCUCGCGGUCGGACUGAAGAAACUGCCUCAAGGUUAUGACGCUGGAGAUCUCACGCGUGCGCUCGACUUCGCUAUGAAGAACGACAAGCCUGGUAAAGAUGGCAGCACUACUGAGCUCAUGUUCCCAGACGACAUUCACACGAUCUUGGAUCACAUCGGGAGGACUGAGAUUACGCUCACCCACCUCGACACUUACGUCGUCCCCCGAUAUGCAACUGUUAUUCGUGCCACAGAGCAAGCGCGUCGCAAGAAAAUUGCUGAUUGUAGAAUGCAGAGGCAAGCCAGGGUAGAGUCUAUUCAGAAACCCAUGGAUUCAACUCAGUCACCUCAGCAAUCUGGAUUGAAUCAACAUGCACAGUCCCUGCCAUCGUCUGAGACCAUGUCAACCCAAGUCCAAAUUCAGCAGCAGACGCGUUCCACUACUAUGACCUUUUCAGGCCUACAAAGCAGCAUCCCAUAUAGAGGCAUGGAUAUU